Molecule: messenger RNA, 3174 nt
Organism: Telopea speciosissima
Lineage: Eukaryota; Viridiplantae; Streptophyta; Magnoliopsida; Proteales; Proteaceae
Product: protein FAR1-RELATED SEQUENCE 5-like
Exons: 2
Coding region: 518-2827 (769 amino acids)
Biological process (GO): regulation of DNA-templated transcription
Molecular function (GO): zinc ion binding
Source: RefSeq, a predicted model, not a curated record
UCUCUCUCUCUCCUCACACGGCUCACAUCCCUGUCCUUCUCCCUCCUUUCUCCUCUCUGCUGCAACUGCCCUCAAAGUCCCCUCUGUCAAGAGAACCUCUGUUACUUGAAAUCACGAAGAGAGGGCAGGAAAUGAAAAACCCUGAAAGCCAAGUUCUGUGGUUCUUGAGAUUCUACGGUUUCCUUCUGUGAUUGUCUUUCCCUAUCUCUCUCUUUCUUUCUCACUGCCUCUUCUCCUCUGUAAACCCUAGAAUCCAUAGACACUUACCUUCUGUAUUACCUUGACAUCACUUUAUGUAGAAACCCUAGAAGUUUCUAUCUUUGUCUAUCGUCGACCCUCUCUUCUGAGAGUUUUGCUUGUGAAGAGCCGGUGGACCUCGUUCCUGGUCAGUUGGCUGUGUAUCUCGAGAUGACGGUCAGUUAGUUUCUUAUACUGGGUUUGAUUAAUUUAUAAUGCUUCAGUUGCUUGUAUUUCAUCUGGAAUUGUUGUGGAAAGAAUUAACCAGUUGAGAUAAUCCAUGGAGUUCGAACCAUUGAACAUGGAAAAUGAGGUGAUUGAAUUCGAUAUGGGCUUGGCGGAUGACGUCGUCGACAUCGAACAUCCCGUUGAUGAGGAUGAUCAUGACAUGGUUGAGAGUUCAGCUGGCAGGGAAUUGUACAUCCCUGAGGGUGAUAUGAACUUUGAACCUUAUGAAGGGAUGGAAUUUGAGUCCGAAGAGGCUGCCAAGGCCUUCUACAAUUCCUAUGCUCGGAGAGUCGGUUUUAGCACCCGUGUUAGCAUGUCCCGUCGCUCCAGGAGGGAUGGAGCAAUCAUACAGAGAUCCUUUGUGUGCGCCAAAGAAGGGUUUCGAGUUGAGAAAGACAGGCAUGGCCGUGAAAGCAAGGUCAAACGGCCCCGGGCGGUGACCAGAGUUGGUUGCAAGGCCAUGUUGGUGGUCAAGAUACAAGAAUCAGGGAAAUGGGUUGUGUCCAGCUUCGAGAAGGAACAUAAUCACGAGCUUGUCCCAGCAGACAAGGUGCAUUGCCUCCGUUCCCACAGGCAUGUCUCCGGCUCUGCAAAGUCCUUAAUCGAUACAUUGCAAGGGGCUGGAAUUGGCCCGAGUGGGAUUAUGUCUGCGUUGAUUAAAGAAUAUGGCGGAACUAGCAACGUGGGUUUCACCGAGCGUGACUGCAGGAAUUACAUGAGAAGUAGUCGGCAGAGGACCCUUGGUGGAGAUACUCAGAUCCUUUUGGAUUAUUUAAAGCACAUGCAUGCCCAGAACCCGGCAUUCUUCUAUGCUGUGCAGGGCGACGAGGAUCAGUGUAUGAGCAAUAUUUUCUGGGCUGAUUCGAAGGCCAGAACUAACUACACUUACUUCGGUGAUACAGUUACCUUUGACACGACUUACAGGUCAAAUCGGUAUCGUCUGCCUUUUGCCCCAUUCACUGGUGUAAACCACCAUGGGCAGCCUGUAUUGUUUGGUUGUGCUCUCCUCAUAAAUGAGUCUGAAGCUUCUUUUGUUUGGCUUUUCAAGACCUGGCUUACAGCAAUGUCAGGACGCCCUCCAGUGUCGAUCACUACUGAUCAUGACAGGGUGAUACGGUCAGCCAUCACACAGGUAUUCCCGGAGACGCGUCACCGUUUCUGCAAGUGGCACAUCUUUAAAGAAGGCCAGGAGAAGUUGUCUCAUGUGUAUCUUGAGCACCCUACUUUUGAAGCAGAGUUCCACAAAUGUGUCAAUAUGGCUGAAUCCAUUGAAGAGUUUGAAUCUUGUUGGAUGGCCCUCAUUGAUAGGUAUAGCCUCCGGGAGCAUGAAUGGCUUCAAGCAAUAUACAAUGCUCGCAGGCAGUGGGUGCCAGUGUAUCUACGGAAUACAUUCUUUGCAGAAAUGUCAAUAACCCAAAGGAGUGACAGUAUGAACUCUUAUUUCGAUGGGUAUGUGAAUGCUUCUACCAAUUUACAGCUGUUGGUUAAACAGUAUGAGAAGGCACUGGAGAGCCGCUAUGAGAAAGAGGUGAAAGCUGAUUUCGAUACGAUGAACACUGCCCCUGUUCUGAAGACCCCUUCGCCCAUGGAGAAACAAGCUGCUGAGCUUUACACUCGAAAAUUAUUUGUGAAAUUUCAAGAGGAGUUAGUUGAGACUCUUACUUUCAUGGCAACCAAAAUUGAAGAUGAUGGGGCAAUGAAUACAUAUCGAGUAGCGAAGUUUGGAGAAGAUCACAAGUCUUACAUUGUCAGACUCAAUGUUCUUGAGAUGAAGGUAGCUUGUAGCUGCCAGAUGUUUGAGUUCUCAGGCCUUCUUUGCAGACACAUAUUGACUGUCUUUAGGGUCACAAAUGUUCUCACCCUUCCUUCGCACUACAUUUUGAAACGAUGGACGAGAAAUGCUAAAAGCGGGGUUAUAUUAGAACAACGUGCCAGUGAUCUGCUGAAUUCUCGAGAAUCUGUUACUGUGCGAUACAAUAAUUUGCGUCAGGAAGCCCUAAAAUAUGUAGAUGAAGGGGUGAAAACAAUUGACAUCUAUAAUGUGGCAAUGGGUGCUUUACAAGAGGCUGCAAGAAAAGUUGCUCUUGCUAAAAAGAAUGGUGGGAGACUUCCAUUGGUCAAUGGAACUAGUCGGGAAGACGGUGCAACUGAUGGAAGUCAGGGUCAUUGGGUUUCUAGUCAGCCACAGACUGCAGAUGAGAAGGAUAAGAAAAUUCAGGAACUCUCUCAUGAACUGGACCGUGCAACUCGGAAGUGUGAGGUGUAUCGAGCUAACCUGCUUACGGUUUUGAAAGAUAUUGAGGAGCAGAAACUACAACUAACUGUUAAAGUUCAAAACAUAAAGCUUGGUAUGAGAGAAUAAGUCACAUACAGGAUUCGGCAUAGUAUGUGGGUGAGGUUUUCUUGAAUUUUCUUUUUUCUCUUGUAUGUAAGGUAGUCUUGAUUAAUCUCUCUCUUUAUUUUCCUUUCGAUAAUUCUAGGGACUUUAGGUCUCGAUCUUAAAAUUUUCACUUUGAUAGUUGGGAGUGAGGUUUUCAUUGUAACUAUUUCAGAGGAUGGGUUUUCUUUUAUCUGUAAUUCUUACAAAGGAUGAUCGAUGAUCACUGUCUUGUUGAUCAUAUAGUGAGGAUCUGUAUAAAUCACAUGUAUUUUUGUACAUCAGACAGGCAGGAUUGGGGAGAGAAAGGUUGUGAAGUUAUUGGUUGGCUA